Molecule: messenger RNA, 1262 nt
Organism: Daphnia pulicaria
Lineage: Eukaryota; Metazoa; Arthropoda; Branchiopoda; Diplostraca; Daphniidae
Exons: 5
Coding region: 278-706 (142 amino acids)
Source: RefSeq, a predicted model, not a curated record
GCUCGCCGUAACUCGGUGUGCGAAGCGAAAACAAGUAUUUCGAGAUUAUUGUUGGAGCGGUGGGCAGUUGUUGAUCCGCGUGAUUUAGCGUGAAGGCAUGCGACGCCGUUGUUUUUGUUUGUAUUUUUAUUAUUCGCCAGUCCCUUUUUAGCUGAGCGCCAUUUUUACAUGCGCCGCCAGCGCCUUUUUAGAAAAUGUGUUUUUCAUUCAUUUUCAAUGUUGUUCGUAGAUAACUGAAAAACAGAUAUUUCGUGGCUGUUGCGUUAUUUAUAACUGAAUGUUUCAGAUUUCGCCAAUUGACAACGGUGUUGGUCGAAUAAUUUUCAAAAUAUUUUUGCUCACUGGCAGCAUUUUGUCUGCUGCCAAAGGAUUAGUCAUGAAACAGAAGAAACAGUGUAAUUUUACAAUUUCGUCAGUUUCAAAAUGUUUAAUUUUGAAUAAUAGGUCAAGAACACGAUGUUUGGGUUCGAGAUUUAUUCAUCGCCGACUUCUCUCCAUUUUGAAUUCCACUUUUAAGGGAGAUGACGUGUUCCAAAUAGAACAAGUUGUGGAGUCAAUUGCCGUGAAGGGUAUCGAAAGGAACAGCGCCAGUGUCCUACAACUCCAUUCCAGUUUUACUUCUGUCGAACCGCUCAGCCUUUUGCCUUACGUAAGGAAUUUUUGGCUUCCGAUUACAGACGUUUCGUCCGAAAGUUUCUGUCAUUAACCUGACAAUGUCAGGGGUGCCUCUCGGCAGCCAGAAAUUUUUCAAUGGCUAUUUUUUGUGAUGAUUAUUUUGUAAGUUUUUUGUCUGCGCAUUAUAUAGACGGGUUUGGAUGCGUGAGUCAUGGAAACAUUAUGGGAGAAAUGCAAUUUCUAUAAAGAUUUGGGUGCGAAGCAGUUUUUCUCUAUGUUGGCAAUCCGCCCGCUUUUCUGUUUAUUUGUGAGGGCGGGCCACGUACGACGUCAAUCUGACCAUUCAUUGGGAACGGAUCUUUUUAUUAAGAAAGAAAGAAACUACCUACCGGUAAGCUGUCCGUUUUUGGACGCCCGUGGCCUAUUGCCCAUUUAUUUUCAGACUUGGGUGUUGGUUGCCAUUGCCCUGGUGUCCGUGUAGACUGCUCGGCAUUCGCUUUGGUCCAAUGAUUCCCUAUCUUUUGGCAUGACAUUUUGAAAAUCAAGUUUGAAAAUCAACUGUGGAUAUAUUCUUUUAAUAUUACAUCUUUGGGAAAUCUUCGCGUUUUUAAUGGGCCGUUCAGUUUCGUCUCGUUGCUUUUGGGGAU